Messenger RNA from Trematomus bernacchii (emerald rockcod), 2472 nucleotides. RefSeq names its product tRNA 5-methylaminomethyl-2-thiouridylate methyltransferase (gene trmu). The coding region runs from base 98 to 1348 and encodes 416 amino acids. Gene Ontology annotation, molecular function: sulfurtransferase activity. The transcript is spliced from 11 exons. Gene Ontology annotation, biological process: tRNA wobble position uridine thiolation. Lineage: Eukaryota; Metazoa; Chordata; Actinopteri; Perciformes; Nototheniidae. The record is from RefSeq and is a predicted model, not a curated record. Gene Ontology annotation, cellular component: mitochondrion.
AGGACCGCAAAGAUGGCUGCCCCUGCAAGUGGCAAUGGAGACUUUUCUUCGUGACAUAAGAAAUUAGUAUUAACUGAAGGCACUGUAGUUAGAAAAUAUGGGUUUUAUUAGACACGUCGUGUGCGCCAUGUCCGGAGGAGUGGACAGCUCUGUCGCCGCGUUGUUACUGAAGAGAAGAGGUUACAGUGUAACAGGGGUUUUUAUGAAGAACUGGGACUCCCUGGAUGAGAGUGGCGUGUGCAACACAGAGACAGACUGUGAGGACGCCUACAGGGUCUGUCAGAGCCUGGACAUCCCCUUCCAUCAAGUGUCUUACAUCAAAGAGUACUGGCAUGAAGUGUUCAGUAAACUGUUACAGGACUAUGAGAAGGGGAGGACGCCAAACCCAGACAUACUAUGCAACAAGCACAUCAAAUUCAACCAUUUCCACAAGUAUGCCAUCAACACGCUGGGUGCUGAUGCCAUGGCAACAGGACACUAUGCCCGGACGUCACAGGAAGACGACGAGGUGUUCGAACAGAAGACCAUAGCGCCACAGACAACUCUCUUCAGAGAUCGUUUUGAGAUCAGAAAUCCGGUAAGGAUGUAUCAAGCAGCCGAUCUCUUCAAAGACCAAACCUUCUUCCUCAGUCAGAUCUCCCAGGAUGCCUUGCGACAAACCAUGUUCCCGCUGGCCGGACUCACCAAAGGCUUUGUCAAAAAGAUUGCUGCGGAGGCAGGGUUUCACCAUGUGCUGAAGAAGAAGGAGAGCAUGGGCAUCUGCUUCAUUGGAGAGAGAAACUUUGAAAGCUUUAUUUUGGAGUAUCUGGAACCUAAACCAGGGAAUUUUGUCUCCCUUGAGGACGGGGCUGUUAUGGGAACACACAAAGGCUGGUUCACUAUGACGCUAGGCCAGAGGGCCAAAAUUGGAGGGCAGAGAGACCCUUUUUUUGUGGUGGACAAAGACAUCACUACUGGGGAUGUGUUUGUGGCUCCUACUACCAACCACCCGGCUCUUUUCCGUGACAUGAUGCGGACGGACCGCUUCCACUGGGUAACGGUCGAACCGCCUGCUGAACUAGUCAAGACCCAGAUGAUGGAGUGUCAUUUCCGCUUCAUCCACCAGAUGCCACUCAUUCCCUGUACAGUGACACUGAACAUGAACGGCUCUGUGUGGAUCUCUCUCUCCAGACCAGUCCGAGCUCUGACACCUGGACAGUUUGCCGUGCUCUACAAAGGAGACGAGUGUCUGGGCAGUGGGAAGAUCAUGCAGCUGGGGCCCAGUGAGUUCACCCUGCAGCGGGGCAGAGAGCGCCUGUUAGCGGCCGCUCAGCAGAAGGAGCAGCAGACUCCUGAACCGGCCAGCUGAGAGGACCCCCCCCGCCAAGCUGUGGUGGAAAAGAGCUCUGUCCGGUACAUUAGGUAGAGCACACUGUUUAAGAAGAUAAACUGUCUCUAAGAAACAGCUUUGUGACAAAGUGUCUGUUCCGGACUCACUUUUAAAAAACAGUAAACAGGUUUUUUUCUGUAAUACGUUUAGUGUUGGACACUAAAAGGUUAUCUACUAGCUGCUAAGAAGAACCAUCUGUAUUCAAGCCAAGGUGUAUUUAGCAGGGGAGAAUGGGGGGCUGCAUUUGAAGUAAUGUGUGUUCUUUUUACUGUAGUACUUUCUGGAGCAGCCCCAAGAGUAUGUAGUGUUGCAUGCAGUAUGUAUUCAGUACAGGGACAUACUACCUCAUCCUGACAUUGCAACUUGAACUUCAACCCCCUCUUGUUCAUAUAUCCGUCAAGUCCGUAGCAUGAUGAGCGGUCCUCAGGAUGUCUGUGCUCUCUUGGUGCCUCAGUCGAUGUGACCUAUCAGGAUUGUGGGUCAGAAUAGCAAGGAAAUCAAGUUUGAACUUUAAGCUAGCAGAGGGUUAAUAGUUGUCAACUGAUGGUUGACACAAUUUCGGGGCCUGUUAUCUGGGAAUGAAAGUGACACUUAUAUGUUCUUGUUUGUUCACUGUAAUGUUAUUUCGACCUUAUUUUUCGGUAUGUUUGUUCUAUCAUUUCUGAGACUUUCCCUCCUGUCCUUUACCUUUUUUAUGACUGUCAGUAAUGUUCACCAUACCUCUGUGCUAACCUAUAUAUGUUAAGAUAUGAAUCACCUUGAUUUUUUUAUCAAUGAUAAAAAUCCUUAUUUAGUUUGAUGGGUUGUCCUAUAGUUAUUGGUCCACAAGGGGGCGCUGUUAUACAAGAUUACCCUACAGGUGUGAACCUGUUGUUCUCAAGUCAGCAUUGUUCUGUCACCUUCUGUCUAUGUUCUUAUAAGUCCUGAUGAAUGUCACAGUAGAUAUUUUUUAAACACAUUUUAUUUCCUUUUGUAUGAUUUCCUAGAAGAGAUUAUUCUUGUGUCAAGUUUUGAAAAGUGUUUUCAUCGAAACAUUCAUUUUCUUUGUGGGGAAAAACAAAGGUGAUAAGUAAUAAGGGAUAAUAAAGGCUCAUUCAACACCA